AUGCCCGCCGAUUCCAUCUUUCCGGACUUUGUUCUCGGCCACCCCAGGCAUCACAAGACGAGGCCUCAGGGGGUGCCGCACCAAGAACAGCGCAAGGCUAGACCGCCGAAGGGCGUGAGGGAUAAGGUUCCCUUCUACGGCAAGUUACCGCAUUAUGCUGGCCCUUACGAGGUUGGGAUAAUCGACAUCGAAGUGCCGGCCAAGAACCCUCGGUCCUUCUCAGACAUCAAGAGGCAUGGCGUUCGGGCCCUUGCACUCGAGACGGUGUUGAUGACAAUCUACUAUCCCGCCCAUCUGCAUGUCAAAUACAACCCCGGCGCUCCGACCAAAAUGCAAAGGUUCCGCCCAACAUGGCUGACACGGCCGAGAGAUCAGACGAGCCGGGGUUAUGGGAAAUUCGCCGAUCUCCCGGAACACUUGGUCAUGGCCUUCUUCUUCUGCACAACCUGGUACACGAAAAUCCCCGCGUACAAAAAUGCAAGACUGGCAGAACACUGGCCCCCUUAUGGAGAAGCUUCCCCGGGCAGUCGGAAGGCUGUGGAAAUAGAAGGGAAGCCCCCCGCCCGGGGCCCGCGGAUGCCCAAAUUCCCUCUCAUCAUCUUCAGUCACGGAUUGGGAGGCACCAGGACGUGCUACUCAUCCGUCUGUGGAGAGUUUGCCAGCCAUGGCUUUGUGGUGGUGGCGCUCGAACAUCGCGACGGAAGCGGCCCGAGAACUCACGUCAAUCACUCCGACACUGGACCGGGAAGCAGGCACUGUACCGAGGUCAACGGUAACGUAGAGCACAAAAAAAAAGAUGCGAAGAGGCCCUACGAUACGGUAGACUUUAUUUUCGCCCAAAGCGACAAGCACGACACAACGCCCGGCCACAAAGUGGACCAUAAACUCCGCAAUGCCCAAACUGAUCUGCGGUUGGCUGAGAUCGACGAAGCCUACCAGAUCAUGCAGGAGAUAUGUGAAGGGAAUGGCGAAAAGGUCGCGGCGAGAAACCUGCGGGUCAAGCCUGCAAUUGGGGCUUCCAAGAUCGGUCUGGAUGGCAUUGACUGGUCGUCGUGGAAGGAUCGAUUCUUCACCGAAGGGGUCACCAUGGUUGGACACUCGUUCGGAGCAGCGACGACCAUUGAGGUCCUUCGGCAGAAACAUCGGUACAAAUACAUCACGCAGGGCAUCAUCUACGACAUCUGGGGACAGCCGGUGCGGCCGACUUCGCAAGAGCGGGAGAGCCGCAUUCGAGUCCCGCUCCUGGGGAUCAACUCGGAGGCCUUCAUGUACUGGCCCGACAAUUUCGAAGUGGCAAAGGCCGUGACGAUGGAGGCCCUGGAGACGGGACAUCCGGCCUGGCUGCUGACCGUGCGCGGCACAGUCCACAUCUCCCAGUCGGACUUCUGCAUCCUGUACCCCCAGCUGGCCAGCUACCUGAUGAAGACCACCAUCGACCCCGUGCGCGCCAUCGACAUCAACAUCGACGCGUCUCUGGAGUUCCUGGCCCGCGUCAUGCCCCGUGAAGUGCACUACGAGCAGCCCUUCCUCAGGAGGAUGAGCAGCAAGAAGAUGCUGGAUGUGCCCCCACUGGAUGACCUGCCGACGGAGCAUCGACCGAACAAGAAAUGGACGGCCGUGCGGUUGAAGGUCGAGCACGAGGCGCGGAAACGGCUCACCCCUGGCGCGAGGAAGCGGUACUGGGAGAAAUUGCGGCGUGAGGGCAUCGGGGAAAUUUGGCUGCACAUCAACCCUGACAGUACGCCUGAGCUGGAAAAAUGCGAGACCUGCCGCAUUCCCAGGUGGACAGAGAUUGACAGGCCGAGUUCGAGGGAGUGA
Messenger RNA from Fonsecaea multimorphosa CBS 102226, 1818 nucleotides. RefSeq lists its product as uncharacterized. NCBI's taxonomy places the organism in Eukaryota, Fungi, Ascomycota, Eurotiomycetes, Chaetothyriales, Herpotrichiellaceae. Gene Ontology annotation, molecular function: 1-alkyl-2-acetylglycerophosphocholine esterase activity. Bases 1 to 1818 code for a protein of 605 amino acids. The transcript has a single exon. The record is from RefSeq and is a predicted model, not a curated record.